Molecule: messenger RNA, 399 nt
Organism: Glycine soja
Lineage: Eukaryota; Viridiplantae; Streptophyta; Magnoliopsida; Fabales; Fabaceae
Exons: 1
Coding region: 1-399 (132 amino acids)
Source: RefSeq, a predicted model, not a curated record
AUGGAUUUUGUUUCUCAAGUUGAACAAAGAAACAUUGAUGAAGCUUUAUGGGAUGAACAUUGGUUAAUGGAAACGCUUGAAGAGCUGAAUCAAUUUAAGAGAAAUGAUGUAUGUGAUUUAAUUCCUAAACCAACCUUUCACAAGUCAAUCGGAACCCAAUGGGUGUUUCAAAACAAACUUGAUAAAUCCGAAAUCAUAGUAAGGAAUAAAGCAAGAUUGGUUGCAAAAGGAUACAACCAAGAAGAAGGAAUUGACUAUGAUGAAACCUAUGCUCCAAUUGCAAGGUUAGAAGCUAUAAGAUUGCUACUUGCAUUUGCUUGUAUUAUGAAUUUCAGACUUUUUUGGAUGGAUGUAAAAAGCACCUUCCUCAAUGCUGCAUUGAAGAAGAAGUGUAUGUAG